Messenger RNA from Emiliania huxleyi CCMP1516, 509 nucleotides. RefSeq lists its product as hypothetical. The coding region runs from base 27 to 491 and encodes 154 amino acids. The record is from RefSeq and is a predicted model, not a curated record. The transcript has a single exon. NCBI's taxonomy places the organism in Eukaryota, Haptophyta, Isochrysidales, Noelaerhabdaceae.
CGCGCAGCCCUUCGAUAAGGAAGCCAAUGAUAGAGCCGGUUAUUGGCCGCCGUCGCUCCAGCCUCGGUAGCGGCCGUAUGAGCCUCUCCGGCUCCGGGGUCGGCCUCGAGCGCCUCGCCAUCAUCCGUCAGACCACCGAGUUUGAGCACAGCCAGCAGGAGCUGCGGCUGUCCGACAGCGGCGACAUCGACGAGAACCUGGGCAGCGAGCAGUUCGCAAAGGAUGAGGGCGAGUUCCACUAUCUGUCGCCGCGCGGCCUCGCCGGCGUGUCGCGGCGCUCGCUCGGGCCGUGGCUCCGGCGGGCGGGCUGGGCUCUAUUUUGCUACCUCGCGCUGCUCGGCCUCAUCCGGCUGGUGGUGCAGUCUCUGGUCAACGUGUCGACGCUCGACAUCGUGGACUUUACGCUGCGGGAGCCAUGGCAGCACUCCGCCGCCGCCGUUGUCGACGCACCCUUCACAUCCCCCUCUGGCUGCCGGUCGUGCCCGUGCUGACGGCGCCGCAGUCGGCGU